Messenger RNA from Zychaea mexicana, 390 nucleotides. RefSeq lists its product as uncharacterized. NCBI's taxonomy places the organism in Eukaryota, Fungi, Mucoromycota, Mucoromycetes, Mucorales, Lichtheimiaceae. The transcript is spliced from 2 exons. Bases 1 to 390 code for a protein of 129 amino acids. The record is from RefSeq and is a predicted model, not a curated record.
AUGGAUAUUUUAAAGGUCUCACGCAAACAUGGAUUAUCCAAGGGGUUUUCAAGGACAUUCGAUGAUGCAUUGUUUUUAGAUGAUGAAAUUGAUAAAAGGCUGGUAACAGCGGUCCUAGAGGAGAAGAAAGAAACAACAUGGGAUAAAAAACUUGCUGAAGAUCCUGAUUGGAUAUUCAAAAGAGUAAAGCGUGUUGUGCCGCCUCCUAAAGAUCUCUACCCUAUGGUGAAAAAACCGUUUGAAACUUAUAGACCAUUGCGCUGUGCUCGAACCAGACGACCAUUAUUUGAUUUUGAAAAUUGGAAGCAAGCAAAAAAUGUGCUCACUGCCAUUCAUCUGGGCCACGUAUCUGACCUACCUGGUAUCCCCUUCUAUUUUGUCCGUGGCUAA